This is a messenger RNA of Alosa alosa (allis shad), 1728 nucleotides long. RefSeq names its product sulfotransferase family 4A, member 1 (gene sult4a1). The record is from RefSeq and is a predicted model, not a curated record. NCBI's taxonomy places the organism in Eukaryota, Metazoa, Chordata, Actinopteri, Clupeiformes, Clupeidae. Gene Ontology annotation, molecular function: sulfotransferase activity. Bases 130 to 984 code for a protein of 284 amino acids. Gene Ontology annotation, biological process: sulfation. The transcript has 8 exons. Gene Ontology annotation, cellular component: cytoplasm.
UGAAACUCAAAGCGCGUGCAUGUCCAUUGCAUAUUUGUCAAACAUUGUGGGCUGCGGAAAAUAUAGCGUUUCUCUCCGAAAAAACAAAACAAAACAGCAUUAUUUUUGCUCAAUAGUUUCGUUUUCAGCAUGGCAGAGAGUGAAGUGGACACGCCUAGCACACCCAUAGAGUACGAGAGCAAGUACUUCGAGCAUCAUGGAGUUCGCCUACCUCCCUUCUGCAGAGGGAAAAUGGAGGAGAUCGCCAACUUCUCUCUCAGAAGUAGCGACAUAUGGAUCGUCACUUAUCCAAAGUCAGGUACCAGUCUGCUGCAGGAGGUGGUGUAUCUGGUGAGCCAGGGGGCGGAUCCAGAUGAAAUCGGCCUCAUGAACAUCGACGAGCAGCUUCCCGUCCUGGAGUACCCUCAACCGGGUUUAGACAUCAUACAGGAGCUGACGUCCCCCAGGCUGAUUAAGAGCCACCUCCCUUACCGGUUCCUGCCUACAGCCAUGCACAACGGGGAAGGCAAGGUGAUCUACAUGGCCCGUAACCCAAAGGAUCUAGCCGUGUCCUAUUACCAGUUCCAUCGCUCCCUGCGCACCAUGAGCUACCGUGGAACCUUCGCUGAGUUCUGCCGUCGCUUCAUGAAUGACAAACUGGGAUACGGCUCCUGGUUUGAGCAUGUGCAGGAGUUCUGGGAGCACCGCAUGGACUCCAACGUUCUCUUCCUCAAAUACGAGGACAUGUAUAAGGACAUGAUCCGGUUGUCCAGGAUUAAUCCGCAGCUCUUAAGUGUGUCAUGUGACAAGGCCCAGCUGGAGGGGUUGGUGGAGAGCUGCAGCCAACUCAUCGAGCAGUGUUCCAACUCUGAAGCCCUGUCUAUGUGCAGAGGCCGCGUGGGUUCGUGGAAGGAAGUCUUCACCGUGUCAAUGAACGACAAGUUUGAUACUGUGUACCGACAAAAAAUGGGCAAGAGUGACCUGGCCUUUGACUUUGGUUUAUGAGGGAUCUUAGUGUCACCUCAACUCAUAAUAACACCCACAGCCUCAGUCAAGUCAGCUGACAUCACGUCAUGUCAUGUCACAACACGACACGAUAUCCAAACUGCCCCACUGAUCUCACUUCACGUUACGUUGGGCUACAUACAACACCACAUCCAUCCAUCAGCAAGCCAAUCAAAGAGACCUUGGCAGCUCAUGCCUUACUAGUGGCCAACCACCUUAGCCAUCCAGGUGAGCAUCUGGGAGCUGAAGAACCACCCAGUUGGCAAUGAGGGAUCGAUCACCAAUGUCUCUAUUUAGCUGCAGGCUACUAGGGUUUACUAACCCUUACCUACCCUAAUCUAACCUAACCAUAACCAUGCAAGCUCUUAGGGUUUACUAUCCCUAAUCUAACCAUAACCUUGUGGGCACCUAGGGUUUACUAACCCUUACCUACCCUAACCCUAAUCUAACCUAACCAUACCCUGCUGGAAAAAAAAACAGCUAGAAACCAUCUUAUGCUGGUAGCUGGUUUUAGCUAGUCUUUGCUGGUUUUCUUCCAGCUCUUGCUGGUCUUUGUUGGUGUAGCUGGUUAGGCCACCAGCUGGAUAUGCUGAUGUGACCAUCUGUGGAAGCUGGUCAAGCUGGUGUGACCAGCCUGUCAUGUGGGAUACAGCUGGUGCAAGAUGGUCAUGCUGGUGACCAGCUUGUCAAGCUUGACAUUGUUGGUGUAAGAUGGUCAUGCUGGUUUGAUAGAAUGACCCACAU